AAGUCAUUGCAUGAUAUUUGAUUUAUUAGACUCAAAAAUAUACAUGGCUCUGAAUGAAGUGCCUGCCUUAGUGGGCAUGGAGGGGGCCUGGCCCGUACUGUUCCGUGCGUCGGGCAUUCUGGGUUUCGUCCUGCUCAGAAGGCGUCCUCCGGGCAAUUAUGAGGCCUCCUGGCCGAGGCUGCUUCCCAUGACGGCCAUCGUGGCCUCCAUGGGCUGGCACCUCUUCACUUUCCCUUACUCCUUCACGGACAUCGCCUACGAUGCAUUUGCAGAUAUUGCUUGCUAUAGUCUGAAUGCCAUCUGCAUCGCUCAUGCCUUUGGAGUGGCAGUCUACAGGAGGAGAGAGACACAUCAACUCCUUCGGGGUUUGGAAGGAACGCAGGAGCCUGCGAAGACCUGGGUGUCCAUCGUAGGGAGCCUCGCCGUCUUCCUGUUCAUCGCUCUUUACUUCGAGAUAAAUUUUCUCAUUGGAUCCUGGAACAGUGGUAACAUAUUCAACUGGGUGUGCAUGACCCUCAUUUGUCCUGUGUUACCGGUGCUUCUUGUACUGUACCUCGCGAGCCUGAUCCACGCCCUCAUUCAAGUGUACAAGAGAACGGCUGAGGAACUGGGGCGAGUGUGUAAAGGAAGCUCAUGGACAGCUUCAGACUUCCGGCUGAACAAAGUGCUCCCCGAGCCGCAGGAACCUGAGUCUAACUUUAGUUUACAAUCCGUAGGUUCUAUCAUUCCAAGUAUUACAUAACUCAUUCAGCAUCAGAAACUUUUCUCUAGAACAUAGUUAUUUUUCAUUUGAAGUUUCUUCUGUUAACAAUGUAUGGAUUUAAACUUAAGACUAACAGCCUAUUCAACUUUGAUAUAUUUGCAGAUAUGUCACUUUAGGAGUCCCGUCUUUGGUCUUAACGGGGUGGCUUCGCUUGUGAAACACUGUAAGAAGCUGUCUCAUCUUGUUAACUUGUAUAACCAGAUCUUCUCCAGCCUGGUAGCCCUGACCUUCCUGGCGUUCCUGGCCACACUUUUCAACAGCAUCUAUUACGUGAUCAUCAGCUUUGGCAACUGGGCCAUGUUCUACGGCGGGGGCCUUUCAUACGUGGCCACGGUGAUUUGCCUCUUUUACUUGCUUUGCGAGCGGGCCGAUGCGCUCAGGAGGGCUCACGGCAUGGUAGAGGACGCAAUUCUCGACCUCCAGCACCACCCCGACACGGUUACCGAUGACAUGAACCGCCUCCUCAGCCUCUCACUCCACCUCAAGAACAAUCCUGCCUACAUCUCCGUCGGGGGCGUGAGCGGCCUUGGCCUGAGCACUCUGGUCGCGAUGGUGAACGUGGCACUGACUUAUACCGCCAUUUUGUUCCAGUACCGUCCCGCUUCGAGGAAAGAUCAGUAAUUAUUUCUCGAGGAAAGAUCAGUAAUUCUUUCCAGAAUUUGAUUAUUUUUCCUCCUCUCUUCAUCUGCUUAUUAUUAUUUUUUUUUUCUAUCGUUCUUUCCUUAAAGUUCAACUAGAUGAAAUUCCAAUCCACUGUUGUAGCAGCAAGUGAUGAAAGAGCAACUAAUACAAUUUAAAAUCAACUGAAAAGCAUAUAAAAGCCCCAUCUGCACGCACGGAUAGUGUCGUGAAAGCGUGGCUUCGGCAACACCCCGAGAUUUCGCUGUGCCACCUCUACCAUAUCGCAAAUCUCAAUAAAUAAGUAUUAAUAUAUUUUUAUCGCGAACAUACAUACGAGUUAAAUGUUAAAUCUUUUCUUUUCUUUUACGCCAUUUAGUUAUCGCAUGCUGUAGCAAAUUUAAUCAUACCUCACACACAGGCAUUAAAUAAAUUGUAAACU
Penaeus chinensis is the source of this 1823-nucleotide messenger RNA. RefSeq lists its product as uncharacterized. Gene Ontology annotation, cellular component: membrane. The record is from RefSeq and is a predicted model, not a curated record. Lineage: Eukaryota; Metazoa; Arthropoda; Malacostraca; Decapoda; Penaeidae. Gene Ontology annotation, biological process: sensory perception of taste. The transcript is spliced from 3 exons. Bases 815 to 1384 code for a protein of 189 amino acids.